Molecule: messenger RNA, 977 nt
Organism: Glycine soja
Lineage: Eukaryota; Viridiplantae; Streptophyta; Magnoliopsida; Fabales; Fabaceae
Exons: 1
Coding region: 95-445 (116 amino acids)
Source: RefSeq, a predicted model, not a curated record
AUAUAUACCGUUCCCACCGUAAUGCAUCACUCCCUGUAACAUCAAACUCUGUUUCUUUGUUUCUUUAUCGAAGUUUCAACUUGGUUUCCUUCUAAUGGGAACCUCUCUUCUCCGCUCCCACGAUUGUCUUCAAGGCCACCACGAUGCCUUGUCCCCAACUCCAUCUUCCAUCAGAUCACAAAGAAACCCUAGCCCUAGCCCCAACCCUUACCAGACUCGCCGGCGGAGGCUCCACGACGGCGACCGCUCCGGCAUGGUGGUGAAAGGCCCCAGCGCGAACCUCGUCAUGGGCCAUGUCAAGAUCCUCAAGAGAGGCGAGACGCUCAGCGCCGAGACCCGCGGCGGCGACGACGAAGGUUUCGAUUUGGUUUUGGGAUCCACGAACCGGUUGGGUCCCGAUCCGAGUUCCGUUCCGGUCCCUGGGUUCCUCGCUAUGAGGCGGUGAUCAUGGAUUCAUUGGUUGAUUUUAUUGUUGGAUUUCGGCGUUUAUCUCACGCAAGUGAGAGUCACGGGAGGAGGAGCGGCUGUUGAGAGCUUUCUUGAUCGUUUGAUUUGAUUGCACAGUCUCGACGAGCGAAUGAUUUGAUUUGUUUGGGUGCGAGCGAAUGAAGAAAAUUUUGGAGGCGAAAGGGAAAAGCUCGUGUGGAUCAGGGUUCAACUUUUGGUCCCGUGAAAGAGGAUUUAGGUCGCUGUUUGAAGACAAGAAUACGAUAUCCUACUGUGUAUUCCUGCAGUGUUCUUUUGUCUGCGAGUUUGUGUGGGUGCUGUGUUGGGUCUCCUUUCUUGAAUGUGUUUUAUUAUUUUAAUAUACUGGUGUAGUUCUGAAACUUAAUGCAUUAAAAUUUAUAGUUUUUUGAUCGACAAACAAGAUGUUAGUUUUUGUUAGUUAGUGAGAAAUUGGAACUUGUGACCUAUUUUUUCUUUUUUUUUUUCUUUCUCACCAAGUCAAUCUGCAUAAUAAAAUUUAAAUUACAUUA